This is a messenger RNA of Pygocentrus nattereri (red-bellied piranha), 1020 nucleotides long. Its product is annotated as trace amine-associated receptor 6-like. Gene Ontology annotation, molecular function: trace-amine receptor activity. The record is from RefSeq and is a predicted model, not a curated record. Lineage: Eukaryota; Metazoa; Chordata; Actinopteri; Characiformes; Serrasalmidae. Gene Ontology annotation, cellular component: membrane. The transcript has a single exon. Bases 1 to 1020 code for a protein of 339 amino acids. Gene Ontology annotation, biological process: G protein-coupled receptor signaling pathway.
AUGGAAAACGCAGACAAUCAGCACAACAUCACCGCUCAAUACUGCUUUCCCAACAACAAUGCAUCUUGCAGAAAGGAGGUCCGAACAGGCCCUGGAUAUUUAUUGCUGUAUAUUAUUCUCUCAUGUGUUUCUGUGUGCACUGUGCUUUUUAACCUGCUGGUGAUCAUCUCCAUCUCUCACUUCAAGCAGCUCCACACUCCAACCAAUAUACUCAUCCUCUCUCUGGCUGUGGCAGAUCUACUUGUGGGGCUGUUUGUAAUGCCACUGAAAACAAUGCAACUUUUUGACUCAUGCUGGUAUCUUGGCAAACUGGCAUGCUCUAUUUCUGAGAUAAUCACUGGUCUCUUAGUUUUAGCGUCUCUCUAUAACCUGGUUUUUAUUGCAGUUGAUAGGUAUGUUGCUAUAACUGACCCUAUGUUUUAUUCUAGAACAGUAACUGUUUAUAAAAUGUCUGUGUGCAUACUUCUAGGCUGGUCUUUCUGUCUACUGUAUGUCAUUAUUUUUAUGUACUUUAAUGAUCACCUCACUCCAUCUCAGAUGUACACCCGGUGUUUUGGAGAGUGCAUAGUGUUUGUACAAUUUUCCUGGGUGAUCGCUAACAUGUUAUUUUUUUUUCUGGUCCCUUGCUCUAUUAUAAUUAUCUUGUAUUCACUUAUUUUUAAAGUGGCAAGACAUCAAGCUAAAGCUGUUAGAGCUGUGAGGAACGGUGCCUCAAACAAUGGGCCCAAAGUUUCAAGCUCUUCUGAAACUAAAGCAGCAAAAACACUGGGGAUAGUGAUUAGUUUUUUCUUUGCUUUUUGGAUCCCGUUUUAUAUAAGUUCUCUCUCGGUUAAAAGCUUGACAACUUUGUCAAUGGUCUGGACAGUGUUUACCUGGCUAAUGUUCAGUAACUCCUUUGUUAACCCCCUAAUUUAUGCCAUAUUCUAUCCCUGGUUCCGACAAUCAGUAAAGUGUAUUUUAACUUGUAGAAUAUUUGAAUCCUCAUCUUCUCAGUUUAAUUUGUAUAGAGAUCAUUCCUAA